GUCAUCCUUAUUUACCAUGUGUGCACUUGUAUUUUUCUCUAGUACUUUAAAUAUUUUUACUUUUUUUCUAAGGCAGAUCCUGUCACUUUCCUGCUCUCACCUCUUCACCCACCCCAUUCACAGAACGCAUGAGUCCCUUCUUUGUGAUGUCUCUCCUCUUUAGCCUGGCUUUCGGUCAAACAGCAUCACUUUGUGCUCCUUCUGAGUAUACAAUCCAUGUGGAGAAAAGGGAAUGUGCCUACUGCCUGGCCAUCAACACCACCAUCUGCGCUGGAUUUUGCAUGACUCGGGACAGCAAUGGCAAGAAGCUGCUACUCAAAAGUGCUCUGUCCCAGAAUGUGUGCACAUACAAAGAGAUGUUGUAUCAAACAGCACUGAUUCCGGGCUGUCCUCAUCACACCAUCCCUUACUAUUCCUACCCUGUGGCUGUGAGCUGCAAGUGUGGUAAAUGUAACACUGAUUAUAGUGACUGUGUUCAUGAGAAGGUUAGGACAAACUAUUGCACUAAACCACAGAAGCUUUGUAACAUGUAAGCUUCCAACAGAAUGUGGUCGAAAUGUACCUCUCUGCUGACAACUAAACAUAAAUAAAAGUGCAUUUCAUAACA
Harpia harpyja (harpy eagle) is the source of this 607-nucleotide messenger RNA. It is a transcript of the gene TSHB, whose product is annotated as thyroid stimulating hormone subunit beta. The coding region runs from base 129 to 533 and encodes 134 amino acids. Gene Ontology annotation, cellular component: cytoplasm; extracellular region. Gene Ontology annotation, molecular function: hormone activity. NCBI's taxonomy places the organism in Eukaryota, Metazoa, Chordata, Aves, Accipitriformes, Accipitridae. Gene Ontology annotation, biological process: G protein-coupled receptor signaling pathway. The record is from RefSeq and is a predicted model, not a curated record. The transcript is spliced from 3 exons.